This is a messenger RNA of Aspergillus fischeri NRRL 181, 987 nucleotides long. RefSeq names its product DUF3712 domain-containing protein. The transcript has 4 exons. Lineage: Eukaryota; Fungi; Ascomycota; Eurotiomycetes; Eurotiales; Aspergillaceae. Gene Ontology annotation, cellular component: fungal-type vacuole membrane. The record is from RefSeq and is a predicted model, not a curated record. Bases 1 to 987 code for a protein of 328 amino acids.
AUGGCCGGCGAUAAGCCAGAAGUCUCCGAGGUUGGGUUUGUGGAGGGCCCGUCUCCCAAACCGAGCUUUGGGAGACGUGUGCUCAACCACUACAAGCGGUGGUGGUGGGUUCAUAUCAUCGUGAUCAUUGUGGUCGUCCUGGUGGUGACCCUUCCCUUGGUGUAUGUUGGGUAUCCAAACAUCGCACAAGGCGACAUCAAUGACUCCACAUUGGAGAUCAGGGAGAUGAUCAUCUCCGAUCCCACGCCGGAUUCGUUGUUCUUGGACCAGACACAGGUCAUCGGCUCGCACAGCAUGUUCCAUCCUACGAUCUAUGCCUUCGAUGCUACUGUCGGCUUGCUGGGCGCUGCAUCGUUCGCAACCGUCAAGGUUCCUCAGGUGAAAGCCAAUGACGGCACUGUGGUCCAUAUCAGCCAGACCCUGGACCUGAGCGAUGUGGGUGCCUUUGGAGGAUUUGCUACAGCGGUCAUGCAGAGUGAGGAGAUUAAAUUAAACAUCUAUGGCAAGCCCGACCUGAAGCAGGGUGGCCUGCCUAAAAUCGAUGUGACGUACAACAAGACUGUUACUAUGAAGGCUCUCAACAAGCUCGAAGGUUUCGCCAUUACGGAAAUGCAUGCCUUGUCCGGUAAAUCGUCGAAUGGCGCCAAUUUUGGUGGAACCGUGUACAUCCCCAACCCAUCUCCGAUGACGAUCAGCAUGGGUAAUGUCACUCUCGACCUCUCUUGCGAAGGAACCUCCAUUGGUACCUCAUACCUGAACGACCUGAAGCUGGUUCCCGGCAACAACACCCUGCCCAUGACAUCCGCCGUCAAACUGUCGGCAAUUGCACCAUUCUUCGACAAGUACCCCAACGGUCUCCCUGUGUCGAUCUCAGGAAGCUCGACCAACUCGAGCGUUUACAACGGCCAAGCCAUCCCGUACUUUAGCGAGGCCCUGGCGUCGAAUACACUUAAUGUGACCUUGGACCUUGCUAAGUUGCUAGGCUAA